AUGCAUUCCACGUCGUCAGCCUCGUCUUCAUCAGCGUCAUCGUCGUCCUUAUCCAAAAUAUCAAUAUCCUCAUUAUUUCAAUAUACCGUCCUGGCCGCUCUCGCCUAUAUCCUCGCCGGCGCUCCGCUAUCUUCGCUACUCAGCAGUCCUUCUAGCACAUCAAAGAACAACAACACAGCAAGACCAGGCGCAGGGCAAAAUAGCCAUAAUGGUCCUGAAUUAGAGAACUUGGUGAUUCCAGAGAAAGGACUCGAGUGCGGUGGGCAUCAGUUCAAGGGUGUUUAUCUGAUGAGCCGGGAGCCAUUGGUGGUGUAUAUCGAGGGGUUUUUGGGUGAAGGGGAGGGAUAUGAGGUUGUGAGGCUAAGUACAGUCUGGACCUCUGGCCGCGAAUCGCUCAACCCCUCAAUCCGGCAAUCGGAAAAAGCGCCCCUCCCACGCUCGCAAACCGUAAAAUGCAUCGAAGAGCGCGCUCGCACCUUCCAGGGCUGGCGCCCGUACACCUUCAUUGAGAAACUCUGGGCCCAGCGCUACAACCAGGGCGGCCACUACACAUACCACUAUGACUGGAGCACCGCAACCAAAUCUAGCGGCCGCGUGAGUAGCUUCAUGGUUUAUGUCGCUGGCGAGUGCAGAGGUGGUGGCACUCAUUUCCCGCGGUUGGAGAAGCCUGUGGGGAAUGAGUGGUGUAGGUUUAUUGAGUGCGAUGUUGAGGGUGUGUAUGGGAAUCGUACUAGUACUGCAUCAACGACGGCGAACAGCAGUAAUGCAAGUGGCAAGGAGGAUCUCACCAAGGGCGUUAUCUUCAAGCCUAUUCCGGGAAAUGCUGUGUAUUGGGAGAAUAUGCGGAAUGACGGGUCUGGGUAUGCGGAGAGUUGGCAUGCAGGGUUGCCGGUGCUGGAGGGAAGUAAGGUUGGACUCAAUAUUUGGAGUUGGUUCGCUGAGGGGUAUGUUCCGCCUGUGAAGCAGGGGAGUGUGGGCGAGGAUGAUAUGGACGGGAAGUAA
Pyrenophora tritici-repentis Pt-1C-BFP is the source of this 1002-nucleotide messenger RNA. RefSeq names its product P4Hc domain containing protein. Gene Ontology annotation, biological process: peptidyl-proline hydroxylation to 4-hydroxy-L-proline. Gene Ontology annotation, cellular component: endoplasmic reticulum. The record is from RefSeq and is a predicted model, not a curated record. Lineage: Eukaryota; Fungi; Ascomycota; Dothideomycetes; Pleosporales; Pleosporaceae. Gene Ontology annotation, molecular function: L-ascorbic acid binding; procollagen-proline 4-dioxygenase activity; iron ion binding.